AUGGACAUCAUCCAGGCCGUCUCCGGCUACAUUACCAAGAUGGUGUCGGCUGGAGACAGCGCGGCGACAGGCACCUCCGCGGCCAAGAUGAAGAUCCUCCUACUCGACAACGAGACUGUGUCGAUCGUGUCGACGGCGACGACACAAUCCGCCCUCCUCAACCAUGAAGUCUACCUCACAGACCGCCUGGACAACCAGAAGCGCGAGAAGAUGCGCCAUCUGCGCUGUCUGUGCUUCGUGCGACCCUCGCCCGAGUCUAUCCAAAGCUUGAUUGAAGAGCUACGAGAGCCCAAGUAUGGUGAAUACAACAUAUACUUUAGCAACAUAAUCAAGAAAUCGGCUCUAGAGCGCCUCGCCGAAGCAGACGACCAUGAAGUCGUACGCGCAGUCCAAGAGUACUUUGCAGACUUCCUCGUCAUAAACCCCGACCUCAUGUCCCUCAACCUCGGCUUCCCAAACCACCGGAUAUGGAGCACAAGUCCCGACUCGUGGAACCAGGAUGCGCUACAACGCUCCACCGAGGCCGUCAUGGCGCUGCUGCUGUCGCUGAAAAAGAAGCCCUUAAUACGAUACCAGAAGAACAGCCUGCUGGUCAAGAAACUGGCAACCGAGGUCCGCUACCACAUGACACAGGAAGAGCAACUGUUCGACUUCCGCAAAACAGACACCCCGCCCAUUCUGCUGAUUGUAGAUCGAAGAGACGACCCCGUCACGCCGCUGUUGACACAAUGGACAUACCAGGCCAUGGUGCACGAGUUGCUGGGCAUCCAUAACGGAAGGGUGGAUUUACGCGAUGUGCCAGAGAUACGACCAGAACUCAAAGAGAUUGUGCUAUCACAAGAUCAGGAUCCCUUCUUCAAGAAGAACAUGUACCUCAACUUUGGUGAUCUAGGUCAGAAUGCAAAAGAAUAUGUCGAGCAGUUUGCGUCAAAGCAGCAGGGUUCACAGAAGCUUGACUCGAUAGCAGACAUGAAGCGCUUUAUCGAAGAUUUCCCAGAGUUCCGCAAGCUCUCUGGUAAUGUCACAAAGCACGUCACUCUCGUGGGCGAGUUGAGCAGACGAGUGGGCGAAGAGAGCCUACUUGACAUCAGCGAGCUUGAACAAAGUUUAGCAUGUACAGACAACCACUCCAACGACGUAAAGUCAUUGCAAAAGAUAAUCCAAGAUCCAAACGUCCCGGCAAACAACAAGCUUCGCCUCGUUGCCAUUUACGCACUACGCUACUCAAAGACAUCCUCAAACUCGACGGCCAUGCUGCUCGAUUUGCUCGCCGUUGCCGGCGGAUUAUCGCGGCACCGCAUCAAUCUAAUUACCAAGCUCCUGACGUACCAUGACUCGCUACAAACCACUACGGCAGCUGGUGGGGUACCAGACCUUUUUCAACCCGGCUCAUUCUUCGGCGGAGCCCGAGACCGACUCAAAGGCCUCAAAGGUGUCGAGAACGUCUACACGCAGCAUUCUCCCCGUCUAGAGGCCACGCUACAAGACAUGAUAAAAGGUCGCCUGAGCCAGCAGCUGUACCCAUUUGUAGAGGGUGGUGGAUCAACCAAAGACAAGCCACAGGACAUCAUUGUCUUCAUGGUUGGUGGAGCGACAUAUGAGGAGGCCAAGAUGGUAGCCCAGGUUAAUGCUAGUUCGCCUGGCAUCCGUGUUGUGCUUGGCGGCACAACGAUUCAUAACAGCACCUCGUUCUUAGAAGAGGUCGAGGACGCUGUAGAUUCAUGGCCGGAACCACCCGCUACAUCAGCCGCGGCGCGAUUGAAAAGAGAGGUAGGCAGGUAG
Messenger RNA from Pyrenophora tritici-repentis Pt-1C-BFP, 1782 nucleotides. Its product is annotated as SEC1, protein involved in synaptic transmission and general secretion, Sec1 family. Gene Ontology annotation, cellular component: Golgi membrane. Gene Ontology annotation, biological process: intracellular protein transport; vesicle-mediated transport. The record is from RefSeq and is a predicted model, not a curated record. Lineage: Eukaryota; Fungi; Ascomycota; Dothideomycetes; Pleosporales; Pleosporaceae.